This is a messenger RNA of Carassius carassius (crucian carp), 1519 nucleotides long. RefSeq names its product RNA pseudouridine synthase domain containing 1 (gene rpusd1). The transcript has 6 exons. NCBI's taxonomy places the organism in Eukaryota, Metazoa, Chordata, Actinopteri, Cypriniformes, Cyprinidae. Gene Ontology annotation, molecular function: RNA binding; pseudouridine synthase activity. Gene Ontology annotation, biological process: pseudouridine synthesis. The coding region runs from base 394 to 1272 and encodes 292 amino acids. The record is from RefSeq and is a predicted model, not a curated record.
CAUGGAUCUCACAGAAAUCAAUCUAUCGAAGUAAAUUUAUUUAAUCUACGCAGUAAGCUAGAAAGCAGAAAAGCAGUCAGAGUGAUCGAUUUUUUGCACGACCACUGACUAAAGCGUGUGCGAUCUAAAGCUUCCUCUGAAGGAGAAGGUUUGCUCUGCGCAGAGGACUAAUAAACAGAAGACUGCACGUAAAUAAUCCACAGUCAGCAUGCUGCACAACAACAGUUCAAGCUGAGUCAAUAACAAUGCAACGAGGCAAACUGCGUGUGCUUACUGUGCCUUUAUUAGUCAUUAUAUGUUAUUUAAAUUUGUAACAAAUAUUGUCACAAAACGUCUUGAUGCACCACACAGAAGAAGAAUAACACUGUACUCGCUUUGAACGAGAAGGGAAGCAUGGAGCCUGCGAGCCUGGAGAACAUGUGUGUUUUGUACCACAGUGCAAACUAUAUAGUUGUCAACAAACACUGGGAUAUCCGUAUCGACAGCAAAAUGUGGUAUGAGAAACAGACUGUCCAGAGUCAGCUGAAGCAUCGCUUCCCAGAGCUGGCAGAUCCUGGCACCUAUUACGGCUUCAGGUUUUGUCAUCAACUGGAUUUCUCUACCAGUGGUGCUUUGUGUGUAGCACUGAACAAGGCAGCAGCAGGCCAGGCGUACCGCUGUUUUAAAGACAGACUUGUGACCAAAGCUUAUCUCGCUCUGGUCCGUGACAUUGUGCCAGAGGAGAAAAUGACCCUGGACUUUGCGAUCGGCAAGAACACAACCGAAGGGAAGACCCAUAUGAUGUGUACUGAAGGAACAGACGGUUGUGAGAAUCCUAAGAGCUGUCAAACAAAGCUGACAGUUUUAGAGUAUGGCGAAUAUGACGGAGAUCCAGUGACAAAAGUGCUUCUAGAGCCUCUGACAGGACGGACGCACCAGCUCCGAGUUCACUGCAGAGCUGUUGGUCACCCCAUAGUGGGAGACUACACUUACAGUCUACGCACAGACAGUGCUCCGUAUCGCAUGAUGCUGCAUGCCUACUUCUUGCACAUCCCACUAGAAAAUGAACCCAUCCAUGUCACAGCCCCAGAUCCCUUUGUACCCACCUUCGACUCUAAAUGGGCACCACAGAGAUGUGUGAAUGUCCUGGAGGACUUGCUGAAGAAUAUUUUGACAAAAUCACAACCUGAAAUCCAAGAAGAGCUACAGCCAGUGCACAGGAGCCCCCCAGAGGAGAAUGAGGAGCAACAGGCACAGUGUCAGCAGUGGUUAUGUGAGUGGAAUCUGGACUGAGUGAGCCUUAUGCUGUUUUACCAGUUCAGUACUGAAGCUUUACUGCAGUGUCCCCAGCUCUGUAGACGCCCUUCAAGAACAGUAAGAAAUGAAGGCAUGAAGAGAUUUUGAACAAAUUGGCUGAUCUGUGUAUGAGGAAGAGCACUGCGUGCCAGUGUGCAUUAUAGAGACCCCAUGCUUAUGUCAAUUUACAUUACCAUUUAAAAGUUUGGGGCCAGUUAGCUUUACCUUUUUUUUUUUUUUUUUU